UAAUGAAAGCAGCUCCACGCAUCUAUGAGAAUCAACCAGGAGAGAAAGUUGAUAACGCAGACUUCUUUAUACAACAAUACUACAUCGAAUGUUUGUCCACAUUUUCUUAUUACAUUGAAUCUAAAGGAGAAGCUGCUGUAAUUGAUCCCUUGAGGGAUAUUGAAUAAUAUGUGUAAUACUUAUAUAUUUAUUGAUAGUGAAUUAGCCAAAGAAAGAAAUGCUAAUAUUAAAUGGGUACUUGAGACACAUUUUCAUGCAGAUUUUGUGAGUGGACAUAGAGAAUUAGCAGCAAUCACUGGAGCCACUAUAGUAUAUGGUCCAACAGCAGUUGCAAAUUUCCCUAUGAAAUAAGCUAAAGAUGGGGAAUUGUUACCACUUGGAUUAGUCUAGAUAAGAGUUGAUCACACUCCAGGACAUACAAUGGAAUCCAGUUGUUUUGUUUUAGUUUCUAAAGGAAAAGACCAUUCAGUCUAUACAGGAGACACAUUAUUUUUGGGUGAAGUAGGCAGACCUGAUUUGGCUGUGAAGAGUGGAGAAUUGACAGUUGAGAUGUUGGCUUCAUAUCUCUAUGAUUCAUUAAGAAAUAAGGUUAUGAAAUUAAAUGAUGAUGUAAUUGUAUAUCCAGGACAUGGUGCAGGUUCAUCAUGUGGCAAAGCUAUUGGAGCAGGAAAGUAUUGCACUAUUGGAAUUUAAAAAUAAAAAAAUUAUGCUUUGCAACCUAUGUCAAAGGAAGAUUUCACUAAAUAAGUUCUUGAAGGUAUGCCAAAACCACCUCAAUACUUUUUCCAUGAUGCCAAACUUGUAAUUUUAUAAAUCUCAUAAUAUCUAGAAUAAAAAUGGACCAGCUGAUAUCACUGUUUUAUUAAAUGAUGUUUAAAAGGCAUUGACUUUUGAAUAAUUUAUGGGCUUUGCUAAAUCAGGAGCAACCAUAUUAGAUACAAGACCAAAUGUAGCAGAUGGAAUUAUAGAUGGAGCUAUCAAUAUUACAUUUAUGUCAGGAUUAGUCAAUUUUGUAGGAGCUGUUAUUAAACCAGAUACUAAAUUAAUAAUUAUAGCUAAUUAAGGUGAAGCAUAAGACACAAUUCUCAGAUUAUUAAGAAUUGGAUAUGAUAAUAUUUUAGGCUAUUUAUAAGGAGGAUUUGAAGUUUAUAAAAAUAAUGGAGGACCAUUGGCAACAACUGUAAAAUUAGUCAGUCUUGUUGAAUUUUGUGAUGUCAAAGCUGAUCCAGGUAUUAUAAUUUUAUCUAUAAAUAGAAAAACAUGCAUUUUUAGAUGUUAGAGGACCAGGAGAACAUAAAGAGACAGGAAUUAUAAAAGGAGCUAUUAGAGUUCCAUUGCCUGAAGUAGAAGCUAAUCUUGCUAAGAUUCCUAAAGAUAAGAUUGUUCAUGUUUAUUGUAAAACAGGAGGAAGAGCAAAGAUUGCAAUGAGUCUUCUCGUUAAAAAUGGUUAUAAGAAUCUUGUAAUUACAUAAGAGGGUGGUUUUCCUUCAAUGAAAGAAAAAUAAUUGGUAGAAGUUGAGAACAUUUGA
Molecule: messenger RNA, 1529 nt
Organism: Paramecium pentaurelia
Lineage: Eukaryota; Ciliophora; Oligohymenophorea; Peniculida; Parameciidae
Source: the annotation of a GenBank genome assembly